AUGUCCAUUGUAGCCAGUCGCAGUAGUAGCCGUAGCUACAGCUCACGUAGCGGUGUCGGUUCGAGUGGCCUCAGUUCUACCGGUGGGAUGCUGUUUUCCAACGGUUUGGGAGGCGGUAGGUCCCGUAUGAGCGUGUCAUCUCUUGGGAGCAGUCGCGCGCCGAGUGUAUAUGGAGGUGCCGGGGGAUACGGCACCCGUAUCUCUCAAUCCUCUUUCUCUAUGGACGGGCCAGGCCAGAUCACUUUCAGCGCCAACGAGAAGCAUACCAUGCAGAAUCUGAACGACCGUUUGGCCACCUACCUGGAAAAGGUAAGGAAGAGUGACGGGGAUGUGGAUGGCGAUUACGCCACGCGAGCUGCGCGAUAUUAUGCACGUCCCAGAUUAUGAGCGUGGAGACCAACAGACAAGAGAGAGUGAUAACUCUUUUCAAAAUACUACAUAUUCGAUGAUACAGAUUUUUUUAAUGAGCAAAUUAUCUUCAAUCUUUGUUAUGAAAGCAUUUUUGUUUUAAAUAACCCCUUUCAUGAAUAUAAUCCACAAUGUUAAAUUAAAUAUGAUAAUACAGUAGGCUACAGUAAAUUGACCCCAUACAUUAAUACAUUUUUGUUUUAAAUAACCCCUUUCAUGAAUAUGAUCCACAAUGUUAAAUUAAAUGUGAUAAUGCAGUAGUCUACAGUAAAUUGACCCCAUAAAUAUAUAUAUAUAAAACCCCUUUUACUUAACUUUUAACUUUUUAAAAACGAUUUAUUCCAUCAUUAACUUUUCUAAUUUUAAAAUUGCUAUUGUGAAGAAACAGUAACCUAUAGUUUGCCCGUAAAGCUCCAAGGAGAAGUCUCAUUACUAUUAAAAUACACACCUGUAUUACUAUUAUAAACACAUUCCUAAAUACAUAAUGAGGACAAUGACAUAGCAGGAUUUGAUCAUUUAUUUUCAAUUCCAUUAUGUUGGGGAUUAUCUAAUGGGAGUGUGCAGAUUCACAUAACAUGAUGGUGUGCGCCCCAAAUGGCACCCUAUUCCCUAUGUAGUGCACAACAUGGCCCAUAGGGCUCUGGUCAAAAAAUAGUGCUCUAAAUAGGGAAUAGUGUGCCAUUUCUGAUAGACCCAUGAACUGAACUGAUUCCCUCCACUAACCUUUACUUUGCCUGUAAAUCUCCAAGGAUAAGUCUUAUUAUUAUUAAAAGACACACCUGUAUUACUAUUAUAAACACACGUUCCUAAAUACAUAAUGAGGUCAAUGACAUAGCAGGAUUUGAUCAUUUAUUUUAAAUUCCAUUAUGUUGGGGAUUAUGUUAUGGGAGUGCACUGAUUCACAUAACGUGAUGGAAUGCGCCCCAAAUGGCACCCAUAGGUCCUAUUUUGGAUAGACCCAUGAACUGAACUGAUUCCUUCCACUCCCUUUGUACACAGGUGCGCUCUCUAGAGGCAGCCAAUAGUAAGUUGGAGCUGCAGAUCAAAGAGUUCUACGAGAUGAGAUCACCGACUCACAAGAAGGACCUCAGUGGGUUCUAUGCCACCAUCGCAGACAUCCGCAACAAGGUACUUCUGGGUAAUGUAGUUUUAAUGUAGCAACCCACUGGGCACACACUGGUUGAAUCAACAUUGUUUACAUAUUUUAACAAAUUUAUAAAAAUAAAAAAACGGAAAUAUCACAUUUACAUAAGUAUUCAGACCCUUUACUCAGUACUUUGUUGAAGCACCUUUGGCAGCGAUUACAUCCUCAGUCUUCUUGGGUAUGACGCUACAAGCUUGGCACACCUGUAUUUGGGGAGUUUCUCCCAUUCCUCGCUGCAGAUCCUCUUAAGCUCUGUCAGGUUGGAUGGGGAGCGUUACUGCACAGCUAUUUUCAGGUCUCUCCAGAGAUGUUCGAACGGGUUCAAGUCCGGGCUCUGGCUGGGCCACUCAAGGACAUUCUGAGACUUGUCCCGAAGCCACUCCUGCAUUGUCUUGGCUGCGUACUUAGGGUCGUUGUCCUGUUGGAAGGUGAACCUUCGACCCAGUCUGAGGUCCUGAGCACUCUGGAGCAGGUUUUCAUCAAAGGAUCUCUCUGUACUUUGCUCCGUUCAUCUUUCCUCGAUCCUGACUAGACUCCCAGUCCCUGCCGCUGAAAAACAUCCCCACAGCAUGAUUGCUGCACCACCAUGCUUUAACGUAGGGAUGGUGCCAGGUUUCCUCCAUAUGUGACACUUGGCAUUCAGGCCAAAGAGUUCAAUCUUGGGUUCAUCAGAUCAGAGAAUCUUGUUUCUCAUGGUCUGAGUGUCUUUAGGUGCCUUUUGGCAAACUCCAAGCGGGCUGUCAUGUCGCUUUUACUAAGGAGUGGCUUCCGUCUGGCUAUUGUACCAUAAAGGCCUGGUUGGUGGAGUGCUGCAGAGAUGGUUGUCCUUCUGGAAGGUUCUCCCAUCUCCACAGAGGAACUCUGAAGCUCUGUCAGAGUGACCAUCGCGUUCUUGCUCACCUCCCUGACCAAGGCCCUUCUCCCCCGAUUGGUCAGUUUGGCCGGGCGGCCAGCUCUAGGAAGAGUCUUGGUGGUUCCAAACUUCUUCCACUUAAGAAUGAUGGAGGCCACUCUGUUCUUGGGGACCUUCAAUGCUGCAGACAUCUUUUGAUACCCUUCCCCAGAUUUUUGCCUCGACACAAUCCUGUCUCGGAGCCCUACGGAGAAUACCUUUGACCUCAUGGCUUGGUUUUUGCUCUGACAUACACUGUCAACUGUGGGACCUCAUAUAGACAGGUUUGGGCCUUUCCAAAUCAUGUCCAAUCAAUUUAUUUUUAUCACAGGUGGACUCCAUUCAAGUUGUAGAAAUAUUUCAAGGAAGAUCAAUUGAAACAGAAUAAACCUGAGCUUAAUUUCGAGUCUCAUAGCAAAGGGUCUGAAUACUUAUGCAAAUAAGGUAUUUCUGUUUUUUUUUUUUAAUAGCUGUGCAAAAAUUUCCAAAAACCAGUUUUAGCUCUGUCAUUAUGGGUUAUUGUGUGUAGAUUGCUGAGGAUGUUUUAUUUAUUCAAUCAAUUUUAGAAUAAGGCUGUAACGUAACAAAAUGUGGAAAAAGUAAUGGGGUCUGAAUACUUUCCUCUAAUCUAAGUGAUAGAUUAGAGGUGUAAUUUCUAUUGUCUCAGUAUUUAUUUUGUUGAUUGUCGAAAAACUGUGCCUUGUUGUAUAUGAAUGGAACAUAUGACAUGACCCAGAUCUGCUGAUCUAAACACAUUAUAUCCCAACAUAGUUUGACACUGUUAUUACAUUCCAUUGACUGUGGCUGUCCUCCUGUUCCUAGAUCCAUGCCAGGUUUGUGGAGAACUCUCAGAUUAUCCUGCGGGUGGAUAAUGCCAGACUUGCAGCUGAUGACUUUAAGAUGAAGUAGGUGCACUUCCUCUCUGUACUGUACACCGCUUCUGUGAGUGUACUGUUUCAGUUUGUAGCUCUUGGCCUAUAUGUUCGAGAUUGAGUACAUCCAAUCCUCCCAGAUCUACAGAAAUGCUUAUGGGGGUAGGCAGGGGCUAUGGAUCAGUUUAUGGUUGGGCAAUUUGUAUCUUGGUUUGUUGUGAGAAGGAACUAAUCAAGCUCUCUCCCCUCCUCAACCCGUAUAGGUUAGAGAAGGAGGCUAACAUGCGUAUGACAACGGAAGGGGAUGUGGCUCGUCUGAGAGGAGUCCUAGACAGCUUUACACAUGCCAGAGGAGACCUUGAGAUGCAGAUUGAGGGGCUGAUGGAGGAGCUGGUCUACCUCAGGAAGAACCAUGAGGAGGUAACCUCCGCAAUUCUCGUCACACACUCAAGUCUUAACGCUUGUGCUAUUGGCUGAAGUGUCAAUGUGCCAGGACAGCCACGUGUUUUUUUCAUUUGGACACCAUUGCUCCCCCUGUAGUUUUUGCAAUGUUUUUGCACUUGAAUGUAUUUAUUAACUCUCAGUGGGUUUGAGACCUUUCCAUGUUUGGCCACAAGGGGGCAAAACUCAACCACAACAAAUCUAUGGCAACUUCACAGUUAUUAGUACUGAAAUAUACAGUAACUCAUUGUUUUCACAUACUUUUAGCCUUCCCUGUAUAUAAGUAAACUACAAAUCCCAGGUAUUAUGACACAAUUUGUCCCCCUUUUCUUGUUGUUAGGAGAUGCAUUUGAUGCGGACGGAGCAGUGUGGUGCUGUGAAUGUGGAGAUGGACUGUGCUUCCUCAGUGGACAUGAGCAAGGUGCUGGAGGAGAUGAGGACCCAGUAUGAGGGCAUGGUGGCGAAGAACCAGAGAGAUGCUGCCGAGUGGUUCAAGAGCAAGGUGAAACAAUCUCUGAAAAUAGGACAGGGGUCCUCAAAGUGUGUGGGCCCGGGUCCCUAAAUGUGUUUUGUGAAGUGUGUAGUAACUAAAUAAUGAUGCAUAUUAUGCUGUGAGAACAAGGAGUCCGCUUACACUGUACUUUGAUUAUAAAGGUUUAUUAUAUCAAAAGAUUUCAGCGUCAAUUUACAGACUUCUGCAGGCAUCUGGAGAACAACGGACCCGAUCUAAUAUGUUGUUACUCCCCGUCCUUUGUUUUAAUCAUGGUAUUUAUAAUCUGCGACAUGAUAUGGGUGGUUUCCCCUACAGACCAAUCCCAUGACUCCACACAACAGACUUCCUCUGUUUUAGGGUGCCCUUAUAGAACUGCUCUCCAGAUACUUCCCUAAGUUGAAUCAACAUCCUCUAAAAUACCAUUUGCAAAAAGUCAUAAAUUGCUUAGACACUACAAGUGGUACUAUACUAUUGACUAAAACGAUGUGUGUGUGUUUGUGUGUGUCAGGUGGAGGUGCUUCAGAACCAGAUCACCACCAGCACCACAGAGGUGAAGACCUCUCAGUCUCAGGUGACCGACCUGAAGAGGACCUUCCAGAGCCUGGAGAUUGAACUGCAUGGCCUGCUCACUCAGGUAUGAUGUCAAAACAUCUUAGUGAAUCAGAAUCCCUAAACAUAUAGCAUUUGUCUUUACCCUAUCUCUGUUCCUAAAAUAUGGAAUUCCUUUAUGUCAUAAAGGAACAUUACAGUCCAAAAUCAAAGUUUGUUAGAUGUUUUCAACCUCCACUGUGGUGUAAUGUCAAGGUGUUCUAACAGCUUUAUGCGCACCAAUCUAACUAUCUCUACCCUUCUUCAUCUCCCUGUUCAUCAAUUUCUACUACCCUCUCCUUUCUUCAUCCCUUACAAACAUAAACACAUUCCUAGAAGGGGUACCUGGAGCAGAGCGUCACUGAUAUAAAUGGUCGCUAUGGCUCCCAGCUGAGCCAGCUGCAGGUUCAUAUCAACAGCAUGGAGGAGGAGCUUCAGCAGCUCAACGUCAGCAUCCAGCAGCAGGCCUCCGAGUACCAGAUCCUCCUGGACAUCAAGAUGAGGCUGGAGAUGGAGAUCGCUGAGUACAGGAGGCUGCUAGAUGGAGAGGGACUCAGGUGAGAGGGGAUAAUGGAGAGGAGGAAAGAGAGGGAGGGGGAAGGGAUGGGGGGGGGGGGGGGGGGGGGGGGGGGGGGGGAUGACUGCUUAUUGGAACCUCAUUGCAAACUAAAAGAUCAAGAUGUGUGUUUGUGAGUUUAGCUGACCGGAAGUGUUCUUCCCCUGUGUAUCUACCAGUAGGCAUGUAGAGACCCGACAGGAGGUCAGGAAAGUGAUCGUGGUUGAGAAGGUCCAGGAAGUACAACAAGUCCAGGAAGUGGUGGAAGGUGAGCAAGCAGGAGAAUGAUUAAUAAAAUGAAUGAAUCAGUGAAAGAAUCAAGUGUUGUUACCCAUCAUACGCACAAUUAAUUAAUUAAUGAAUUCCUGUUUUGUGGCUCUUUCCACAGAGUACAACCCACACAUGCAGAAGCGUGUGAGGGUGAUCGUGGAGGAGAUGGUGGAUGGGAAGGUGGUGUCCACCUCAGUUGAUGAGAAGGUCCAGGAUAUAAACUGA
Molecule: messenger RNA, 5889 nt
Organism: Coregonus sp. 'balchen'
Lineage: Eukaryota; Metazoa; Chordata; Actinopteri; Salmoniformes; Salmonidae
Source: the annotation of a GenBank genome assembly